This is a messenger RNA of Fulvia fulva, 1317 nucleotides long. Its product is annotated as FAD-dependent monooxygenase orf3. Gene Ontology annotation, biological process: secondary metabolite biosynthetic process. The record is from RefSeq and is a predicted model, not a curated record. Gene Ontology annotation, molecular function: FAD binding. Lineage: Eukaryota; Fungi; Ascomycota; Dothideomycetes; Mycosphaerellales; Mycosphaerellaceae. The transcript has a single exon. The coding region runs from base 1 to 1317 and encodes 438 amino acids.
AUGCCUUCCACCACCCCAUCAUCAAAAAGAGACUUCGACCUCGCCAUAAUCGGCGGCGGAAUCUCAGGUCAAACCCUCGCCAUCGCCCUCCACACCCGCGGCUUGCGCGUAAAAAUCUACGAACAAGCCCCUUCCUUCGGCGAAGUCGGCGCAGGAGUCGCCUUCACAGGCAACGCAGUCCAGUCCAUGAAGCACUGCUACAGUGGAAUCUACGAAGCCUUUGAGAAAGUCCGAACUGGGAACAUUUGGGACAGCAAGAAGAAAGUGUGGUUUGAUUAUCACGAUGGGUUCAGUGUGAAGGAAGGCGGCGAGGGGACGUGGGCGUUUAGUAUUGUGAAUCAGUUAGGACAGGCGGGGGUGCAUAGGGCGAGGUAUUUGGAUGAGUUGGUCAAGUUGAUUCCGGAGGAUGUGGUGGAUUUUGGGAGGAGGUUGGAGGGGUUGGGGAGGGAUAAGAAGACUGGACGGCACGUGCUUCAUUUCCAUGAUGGGUCCACCGCUACAGCGACGGCGGUGAUAGGGUGUGAUGGCAUCAAGUCGAAGGUCCGGAGUCUGAUGUAUGGACCUUCUCAUCCGUGUUCGAAGCCGACGUAUUCGCACAAGUACGCGUACCGCGCGUUAGCGACGAUGGAGGAUGCGGUGAAAGCCGUGGGCGAGGAGAAGGCGAAGAAUGCGUGUAUGCACAUGGGUCCUGGGGGACACAUGCUCACUUUCCCCGUCAACCACGGGAAAACGCUGAACAUUGUGGCGUUCCACACGACGGACGACGAAUGGCCAGACGAUUCACACCUCACACGGCCAGCGAAGCGAGAGGAUGCGCUGAAAGACUUCGAGGGCUAUGGGAGCGAUGUGAGGAAUUUGCUGGAAUUGUGUCAGCCGAAUCUGGACGUAUGGGCGAUUUUCCAUCUGGGUGACAAUCCUGUACCUAAGUACAACUACGGAAGUGUCCUCUUGAUCGGUGACGCGGCGCACGCGACGAGUCCACAUCACGGUGCCGGAGCUGGCUUUUGUAUUGAAGAUAGUGCCGUGCUGGCGGAUCUGUUGGCUGAUGAGAGGGUGAAGAGCCAGAAAGAUAUUGCAGCUGCGUUUGAGACGUUCGAUCAGGUGAGGAGGGAGAGAGGGAAUUGGUUGGUGCAGACGAGCCAGCACAUUGGAAACUGUUAUGAAUGGCUUGCGGAGGGCGUUGGGGAGGACUUCAAGAAGAUUAAGCAUGAGAUUGAUACGAGGAAUGGUAUGAUUGCGGAUGUGGAUGUUGCGAGUAUGUGUCGGGAGGCGAAGCAGCGGCUGGGUGCUAGUUUAGCGGCGAGUGGAAAGCUGUGA